Messenger RNA from Vitis riparia (riverbank grape), 1117 nucleotides. RefSeq lists its product as uncharacterized. Bases 409 to 792 code for a protein of 127 amino acids. The transcript is spliced from 6 exons. Lineage: Eukaryota; Viridiplantae; Streptophyta; Magnoliopsida; Vitales; Vitaceae. The record is from RefSeq and is a predicted model, not a curated record.
UUCUUGACCUGUAUUUUUUUUUUUUCUUUUUUAUUUUUUGUUGUCACUUCCAAGGGUUGGGACUUUGUCUGGAAAUAGGUACCAGAGACACUUUCUUGGUACUUGGCAGUUGAAGGGAUCAAUACUAAUGUGUGGCCAAUUAAAUCCUUUUUACCACCUUUUGCAUCCAAAGGCACAUAAGAUCUUGGCACUCUGCUCAAGGGUCUGCAAAAGUAUAAUUUAGAUUAAAUUCAUCUUAAGACAGGUACAUGCUGUAUGCUGAAAAUGAUUUUCUUUCAAAAAUGUUCAGUUACCAAUUCAUUGAGGAGCCAAAGUUGUACUUCAAAAUUUCUAAUUAUUUAAUUUUUAAAUUUCUGAGGUUAACAUUGCUUCCUGUAAGACUGGAAGCAGCUUUCCAGGCUUUCAAUUAUGAUUUUCUCACUAAAUGCAAGACAUUUGGCCAUGAUCUCCCCAGUGAAACGAUAUUUGAUGACUCUCCCCUGUGGAACACAUAUUUUAGUCUCGAGCAAGGAUAUGAAGAGGAGUAAAGGAAGAUUGACCCCAGUACAUCGGUUUGCAGGUCAUAUGAAAAUCAGUAUCUGCAACAAUAACUUAUUUUUUCCAAAAAGCAAUGGAAGAGAGAAGGCGAAGCAUAUUCAAAGUGACAGCACUGCAGAGUGGCUUUGUCCGCCCAAGUUCAGAUUACCACUUUGGAUCUUUGGAGCAGUUCCAGAAGGAAGAUUUGUCAUUGCCUGCCUUAAGUUGCAUUCUAAAAGGUCCAUGUGGAGUGAGCUUUUAGUCCCAAGUAUGUGACAAGCAAGAAAUAACAUGGAGGGACUUGCAGAUCUGAUCUUAAAGCAUGAAGAUGCAUAGCUGUUUCUUUGAAAAUAAGAAAACAAUGCCAAAAUCUUGAUUAAGUUUUAUGUGGAGUGGGACUAUUAAUUUGACCUUUAAGAUUUCAGUCUAGUAUCUUAUCUUGUUCUUUGAGAAAUCGAUGUGUUAUUGUCUUGAAGCAGUUGUUUUGAAUUCCCUUGUUGAACUUGUAUUUUGACUUGGAAUGAUGACUUUGUAUUGAGUUUUUCAUCCAUCUUGAAUUUUCUUCUUUGCUAGAUGCAGAAAAGUAACAAGUUUGGUCAAA